AUGGAAGUCACAGAUGCGACGGAUGUGUUGUACCAUGGCUGGGACCUAGAGGUGAUGAGAGACGCUGGUGAUGUCGCAAGCUGUGCACAAAUCUCGUCGUCUAUAGGCUUCACUGCUAUCAACCAGGGUCACCUGCAACGCGUGUCAAUUCCACAAUCAGCGACAAUUGCUCAACCACAGCAGGAUCAGGAAGUGCGCACUACAAGCGGGUCAAAUCAACGUAGGAACCCGACGGUAGCAUCAUACCUCGGUUUAGGUGAUUUGGCAGAGCCCACGCAUCUGGCAGCAUACGCCCUAAACUCGAGUGGUCACCUUCCACAGCCCUUACGAAAGCGUCGAGCGCAGCAAGACGGUGAAAAGACUCAUGCAAGAAAGAGGACAAACACAGACGGCAGAAAAGCGCCAAGACAGAAGCGUGUUUCUGAGAGCCUUUGCGUGAUCGAACACUCAACGCAGUCCAUUACUUACAAGCUGGACGGAUCUACUGAAAACAACCUGUCUACGCCUGGUUCCAUAGCCAUUCUUGAAGCAACCACCCCAGCAAUUGAGCCAUCCCAGACAGCUCGUCAAGGGCAACUCUUUGACAGCAUCACCGUGAAUACUAGCCAUGCUCCACCAGACGAAACAUCAUGUGUGCUUCCUAUUGUCUCGACAGACGAGGAUGUUGAGUUUGAUCAGCUAUGCUUCGAUUUCGAAACCAGUCAUCACCCUACCGACAACUCAGCACACCCACUGUCCAAGUCAAAACCAACUCAGCGUGCGAACCUACGACUCAAUAACGACAACGACUUCGAUGAUGAUGAUCUCAUGGACGACGACCUUAUCGACUUUACGAUGAAUGCUGUCGUCGAUUCGAGCAGCCUAGAGUUGCAGUCGGAUUCAUCUACCAAGAUUGACAUCGUGAAUGAACGUGUCUUGGAGACACAGACCUCUGGCACGUCUGCAGAUGAUACUGCUGUUCUCCACGAAGAAGUUGUUAGCUCACAGAGAAAGUUUGUAUCACCGGUCACCCUGACAACUCGACUGCUUGCAGCAGCGAGCAAUGGUGCUCGCAAGCCGAUGGUCAGGCCAGCUUUCCCUGCUGCAGUUCGUGAUCGCUCGCCUAUCAUCGGGUUGUCGUCGGAAACUGUGCUAAAGACAUGUUUCCGUGUCGGCGAAGCCAUCAACCAAAGCUGUCAAGCAAACAAGAAUGGCAACAACAUCCUCAUCGAACUGUAUACAAGGGUGCUCCAUUCUGAACGAGAUGAUUUACAGCAACGGUUCACCUUCUGCGACCUAUUCCACGCCAAACCGCCAUACAUUCAAGGCGUCUAUGCUGCUGCGAUAUGGAAGUCUGUUCAAUUAUUUGAGUACGACAGCGCACGUCUGUUGCAACAAGGCAGGAUCUGCCGAUGCAUGGGUAUGUUGAAGCGCGAUGGAAAGAACUGGAUCAUGACCGUGUUGAAUGUGUGGGAGGCGACUUGGGACGACGUCCAGUGGGUGAGAGGCAUCGUUAGUUUGUAA
Ascochyta rabiei is the source of this 1503-nucleotide messenger RNA. RefSeq lists its product as uncharacterized. The transcript has 2 exons. NCBI's taxonomy places the organism in Eukaryota, Fungi, Ascomycota, Dothideomycetes, Pleosporales, Didymellaceae. Bases 1 to 1503 code for a protein of 500 amino acids. The record is from RefSeq and is a predicted model, not a curated record.